This is a messenger RNA of Setaria italica (foxtail millet), 1614 nucleotides long. RefSeq names its product putative clathrin assembly protein At4g02650. Gene Ontology annotation, molecular function: 1-phosphatidylinositol binding; SNARE binding; clathrin heavy chain binding. The transcript has 2 exons. The record is from RefSeq and is a predicted model, not a curated record. Gene Ontology annotation, cellular component: clathrin-coated vesicle; clathrin-coated pit. Bases 1 to 1599 code for a protein of 532 amino acids. NCBI's taxonomy places the organism in Eukaryota, Viridiplantae, Streptophyta, Magnoliopsida, Poales, Poaceae. Gene Ontology annotation, biological process: vesicle budding from membrane; clathrin coat assembly; clathrin-dependent endocytosis.
AUGGCGCCGAGCAAGCUCCGGCAGGCGGUGGGCGCGGCCAAGGACCGGGCGACCAUCGCGCUCGCCCGGGCGGGCGGCGCGGAUGACGAGGUGGCCGCGGACGUCGAGGUGGCCAUCGUCCGCGCCACGGCGCACGGCGAGUCCCUCCCCGCCGACGACCGCCACGUCGCGGAGAUCCUCGCGCUGACGCGCUACUCCCGCGCGCGCGUCGCCGCGUGCGUGGCGUCCGUGUCGCGCCGUCUCGAGCGGACGCGGGCGUGGCCCGUCGCCGUCAAGGCGCUGGCGCUCGUGCACCGCCUCCUCGCCGAGGGGGACCCGGCGUUCGAGCAGGAGGUGUUCCUCGCCACGCGCCGCGGCAGGCGCGUGCUCGACAUGUCCCGGUUCCGCGACCGCGGCCGCGCGCGCUCCCGCGACUGGGACUUCGCCGCGUUCGUCCACGCGUACGCCGUGUACCUCGACGACCGGCUCAAGCGCCGGAUGCAAGGCCGCCCGGGAGGCGUGGCGAGCCCGAGAAAUUGGAGCAUCGACGAUGGCAGCUUAUUCUUCCACGACACCGACGGGAGAAACGAGGUGCACGAGGCAUGGGAGCUCGUGCCGGGGGAAAAUCCGGCGGCGGCGAUCGAGGCAAGUACGGAGGACCUCAUCGCGAAGGCGCAGCAGCUGAAGCACAUCCUCGGUCGGUUCAUCGAUUGCCGGCCCACAGGGAAGGCGAGGACGAACCGGGUGGUCACGGCGGCGCUGUACAGGCUGGUGACGGAGAGCGCGGCGGCGUACUGCGAGCUCACGGAGGUGAUGGUCGUGCUCAUGGGCCGCUUCGCCGAGCUGGACACUCCCGCCUGCGUGCGUGUCCACUCCAUCUUCACCAGCCUCGCGAAGCUGGUCGACGAGGUCGACGACUUCUACGCGUGGUGCAAGGCCACCGCCGUGUGCCGCCCGUCCGACGUCCCCGAGGUACAACGCGUCAGGCAGAAGAACUUGGACCUGAUGUAUGAGUUCAUCCGCGAUAGGAAGGCGUCGGCGUCGCGGCGGAGCCGCUCGCCGUCGUAUACCCCUCUCGAGAAGUACGACGUCGUCAGAGCAAUUGAUGAGCCGGCGCCCAGAGAGCAGCAGGUCACUGCGCGAGAGGAGAACAAUGCCGGCAAGGCGGCGCCGGCUGAGCCUGCAGGCUCGCUCGUCGUGGUCGACGACAAGAUGGCCGACUUCUUGAACCUGGACGAAGACACUUCGCCACCGUCCGGCGAGGAGCAUGGCCGGGAUCUGACGUUGGCGCUAUUCGACGGUAACCCGGCGGAAGCGGCGCCGGAAUGGGUGGCGUUCGACGAUCCAUCGGAAGAUUGGGAGACGGCACUGGUGCACGCGAGCAGCGUAGCGAUGCAGCCGCUCGGUGGGACGGUGCUUGCGCUGCCGCCACCGUCUGGGGCCAACACCACUGCCGCUGCCGCAAGGGCUGAUCCAUUCGCGGCGUCGCUGGCGGUGCCUCCGCCGACGUACGUCCAGAUGACCGAUUUGCAGGCAAGGCAGCGGUUGCUUGUGCAGGAGCAGAACGCGUGGCAGCAGUAUGAAAGGCAACGGGCGCCAUGGAGUUCCAAUCUUUUGUAAGAUCGUGCAUUCGUA